Molecule: messenger RNA, 1830 nt
Organism: Carassius auratus (goldfish)
Lineage: Eukaryota; Metazoa; Chordata; Actinopteri; Cypriniformes; Cyprinidae
Product: KATNB1-like protein 1
Exons: 10
Coding region: 399-1322 (307 amino acids)
Cellular component (GO): nucleolus
Molecular function (GO): microtubule binding
Source: RefSeq, a predicted model, not a curated record
UUUGUACGUGCUAAGUCCUUGUUUGCUAGCAGGUGAUUAGCCUGGCUUGUUUGUUUAGCAACAAGCUAUCUGGUGUGUUUUCAUCACCUGCUUUGAUAUGCACAUGUCAGUGUGAGCGUAGACUAAUCUCUAGACUUGUCUUGUGCAAUUUAGUCAAAGAUUAUUGACUGUUUGUCAAAAUGUAUUUGACUUAAUUAGCUCGCCAGUGCUACCAAACCCUGAACUUAAACAGCAGCGUCACAUCAUUGGAGGCCUUAUGCUCCGUCUGACAGAUCUAGACAUUUACCAGGAAUAUUAGAUUGUUCAUUUGAAUCUUACUAGUUACGUUUGAUAGAAACUGUUUAUAGAUUCGUCCUCUUCCUCUGACUCAGCGUAACGUGCUACGUGAGUCCCUGAUUAUGGCCACUGGAAGUCAUGUUGGAAGUAAUGCAGAAGUCCACAGGCUCAAGCAGGCCCAGCCCCAUGAUCUUCUCAAACGUAUGCUUUGUUCUGGAGAUGAGAGGAACAUGAGGGAGGUGGAUUAUACACUUAAGGACGAAACCGAUCAAGAUAGAUUUCCAGUGGGCCGUUGUGUGCACAAAUACAGCAAAGCGAAGCGAGCGGUGGUUAGCAAGAAGAAAACGCGUCACUCUGGGGUGGGAACAAGAGUAUGUUGGAGAUCGCCCUCCACAAGCAGGACAUCUGACAUGGCUAACAAAGAAAAUGAACUGACCUGUGCUGAUGACAUGCAGGCUAUUCCAUACAGUGACAACUGUGGGUUCCCUGUGAGCUCAACAGACACCUCAAAAAUGACAGGAGCUGGCUCCAAAUACAGUGAUUAUUUCACUGAGUUAUCAAAGGAGCAUGAAGUAAUGACUCAUGUGCUCUUUGGAAGAAAUCUGAGACUGAACGUUGCUUUGACUCUUUGGCGGAAGAACGCAAGUGAACUAGUUGCAUAUUUGAACAGAAUACAAGACACAGGGGUGCUUGUUGAUUGUUUGCCUGUACUUACUAAAAGUCUUCAGGAAGAACAGCCGUGUCUUUCAAUAGGCUGUUGUGUUGACCUCUUACCACAAGUGAAAACUAUUCUUAACACUAAAUACGAAGAACACCUCAUUGUAGCUUUACACUGGGUUCAAUCUAUCAUUAAAAAAUGGUGGUCUGAGCUCUCCACAAACAACAAAGGCUUGCGUGAUGGCUUUUCAAAUGACAGCAGGAAUGUUCAGGCAAUGAAGACGAUGCUUCUUGAACUGUGGGAGGGGAAGAGACAUUUAUGUUCAGUUCCAGGAACUGUAGGAGAGACCGCAAAGGUCAUAGAAUCAUAUGUGUCACAACUGCGCUGAUGUAUCAUUGUAGCACACUAUUGAAGAUAACCACUACAAACUCUUGUUGCAUUUAAGCUCUUUGAUUGGCUUGGAGCUGGUGAUUCUGAAGCCCAGUAGGCUGUGGUGGAUUGUGGAUAGAUGAACUGAACAAUUCAGACACUCCCAAUUCUUCCUGCAGGCACUGAAUGACUGCUUCACAUUGAAGUGGACUUGCUUGGGGACACAUAAUCAACUCCAUGAGACUCUCUGGAAUCAGGCAACUCACUGAAGUGCCAAGCAGAAGUUUUAACUGUUGCACUUGUAGUGCUAUGGUGUGAAUCUGCUCAAGUGUAUGUGAUUGUAAGUGUACCUUUAUGAGAUGUUUUUUCUCUCUCUCUCUCUUUCUCAGUCAUGCACUUGAAUUGCAGGAGUUUUAAGUUAUUAAGUGUGUUGUUGUCCAUUGCCUGAUCAUGAAUGGAUAUUUGAGUGUAAUGUGUACAUAGUAGUCGUCUUUUAAUCAACUUUCAAAUAAAUUUACAUAAACAAA